GGUAGUAAUGUGAAGUUUAAUGAGCACCUGCAAAGUCCUGUAGCAGGGAAGGAACUGCCAUGCCUGUGGGAAUCUUCCGGGUGUGCCUAGUGGUCAUUACAGCUAUUGUCAACCACCCACUCCUCUUCCCUAAAGAGAAUGGCACUGUCCCCGAGAACGCAGAAGAAAUCAUCCAGAAGAUGAAGGAGCGGGAGGAGAGCCUUCGGCUGGAGCAGUUGCGCUUGGAGCAGGAAAUCGCAGACCAGGAAGCCACACAGAAGGCUCUGGAAAAGGCUGCAGAAGUAGUAGAGGAAAGCAAAGAGGAAAAGGUCCGAUGGGAUAUGUGGACUGCCCUUUCCAUGGUCAUCUUCCUGCAACAGGAAGGGAAUUGGCAGGACACAGGAGGAGAAGAGGAUGACAUGGCUGUCCUGGGGAAAGCAUUUAAAGGAGUGACCUUCCCUGACAAGGCUGUCUUGGCCGGCUUCUAUGAGAAGCGCAUCCUGGGUACUACCGGGGACAUGGCCAGGAUGCGGGAGAUGGUGGAAGGCUUUGCAGAUGACUUGCUGGAGGCCUUGAGGAGUGUUUGUAACCGGGAUGCUGACAUGGAAGUGGAGGACUGCAUGGGUGUGGGGAGCAUGUAUGAGAAUUGGAGAGUGCGUAAACCUUUUGUCUGUGAUCUGAUAGUGCCUUUUGCCCCCCCAGAGCCAUACUGUUUCCGGUCCCAGACCUGGUGCUCUGGCGACUCUUCUCCCCCAGAUGAACAAGGUUACGGCACUAUCAAGGUAUGCAGGGCCGAUGAGGAUGUGACAGGUUGCAUCUGUGACAAAACUAAACUAGGGGAAGAUAUGCUGUGCCUCCUCCAUAGCCAAGCCAAUACUACCAGGCCCAGCAGUCAGAUGGAAGACCUCCUGUGCUUCAAAAAUACUCAAUAUCUGGAUGCCGACCAAGUCAUGAAGUGGUUCCAGAUCGCGGUCACCAAGGCCUGGAACAGAAUCUCCCACAAGUACGAAUUUGACCUUUCCUUCAGCCUCCUGGACUCGCCAGGAGCCCUGAAGAUAAAAUUUAGGUCAGGGAAAUCAAUUGCCUUCAACCUCACCCCUGUGGUGCAGUACGAGAACUCUGACGUUUACUUCAUCUCUCAUUUUCCUCGGCGGGGCCUGGCAGCAGACCUCCCCUCCAGCACUCACUGGUUUCUCACCUUCGCAGUGUAUGAGAGGAGGUUCAUCCAGCUGGUUUCCAAAACGCUGCCUGCUAACGCCUGCCAUGUCAGCUGCCUUCAGAUCCUCUCCUUCCUCCAUGGGAAGCAGUGCAGCCUCACAGGUCCAAGUGGGCUCACCAACUACCACCUGAAGACCGUGAUGCUGCAUCUCCUGCAGGCACGCCCCAGUCAGGACUGGGCCCCAGAGAAGUUGGAGGCCCGUCUACAGGACAUGCUGAAAUUCCUGGAGAAAUGUUUGCAUGAGAAGAAGCUCUACCACUUCUUCAUUGGCAAUGGGAGGGUACCAGCAGAGCUGGGCUUCCCAAUCAUAUUCCAGAGGGCUGAGCCUCUCAACCUUUUCCGUCCCUUUGUGCUACACAGGGACGUUUACAGGAAGACAGUGGACACGUUCCACGAGAUGCUCAGGAACAUGUCUGCACUGAUAAAUGAGUAUACGGUGCACAUCCCCCUUACACACACCAAUGGGAUCCAUAAGGAAUCCCUUUAG
Fulmarus glacialis (Northern fulmar) is the source of this 1685-nucleotide messenger RNA. Its product is annotated as inositol 1,4,5-trisphosphate receptor-interacting protein-like. Lineage: Eukaryota; Metazoa; Chordata; Aves; Procellariiformes; Procellariidae. Gene Ontology annotation, cellular component: membrane. Gene Ontology annotation, molecular function: protein kinase inhibitor activity. The record is from RefSeq and is a predicted model, not a curated record.